AUGUCGUGGCUCGCGCGCUCCAUCGCGGCGACGCUCUCCUCGCCGCGCGGCGAGCCGGACCCCGACGCCGACGCCGACGAGCCCGAGCGCGCCGGCGCGGACGACGGGGCGGCGGGCUCCUCCUCUCCGCGCGGCCCCGGCGCUGACCCCGAGGAGGAGGAGCCCGACACUCCGAGCCGCGGCGUCAAGGACGACAUCUCCGAGCUCACCGAGACCCUCACGAGCCGGCUCUGGGGCGUCGCCUCCUUCCUCGCGCCGCCUCCGACGGAGUCCUCCACCCCGCGCGGGGUGGCUCGUGGGGAGGAGGAGGAGGAGGAGGAGGAGGGUAGUGAUGGUGAGGAGUCCGCGCAGUCCCCGCGGAUCGCGGGGAUCCGGAGCGAUCUGGCGGAGAUCGGGGGGAGGGUGAGGAGCGGCAUCUCGAUGCUGCAGAGCAACAAGGCUGUGGCGGAGAUAUCCAAGAUCGCGUCCUCGCUGCUGCCAUUUGGGCAAGGGGAUGCGGACGAGGGGGAGCCUGUCGCUGGCGCGACUGAGGAGGUGGUGGUGUUCGUGAGGCACAUCUCGACCAGGCCCGAGACGUGGCUCGAUUUCCCCCUGUUCAUCAGUGAGCGCUAUGCUGAUGACUUUGAACUUUCGGAUGCUCAGUAUGUACAUGCAUUAGCCAUGGAGCACCUUGUGCCAAGCCUGUCAGAUAUAAAAGUUGCCAUUUGCUCUACUGAUAUGAGUGAAGCAUGUUUCUGGAAGAUCUAUUUUGUGCUUCUGUACUCAAAACUCAACAAGCAAGACGCUGAACUUCUUUCAACGCCACGGAUCCUACAAGCAAGGGAGGAAUUGCUGCAAAGUUUACAGACUAAAAAUAAACGAGUAUCUGAGGUUCCGGGCAAAGGGGAAUCAUCAAAAACUGUGAAUAUGUUUUCCGCCCCUGCUGAAGAGAAAGUGAUACAGCCUUCAAGCAUUGAAAACAAAGCUGGAACACCAGAGAUUUCAUCGUUCGAAGAACCUACUUCUGAUAUCUCACCAGAUAUAGAGGCUGAAAAGUUCCCCAUUGAAACCACUGAGGUGGAAAUAGUUGACAAGUCGGUAAUUGAAGAAGAGUUGUCAGUGAAAAAUGAAACCAAGAGUUCACCCAUCGAGUCCAAAAUUCAUGCUGAGACUGAUGAUGAUGAAGUUGAUGAAUGGCCUGAUGACGAUGAUGAUGCAGAUGAGGUGGUUGGCACAGCAGGCAAUAGAACUUCACUGGGACAGGAGGAAGACGUAUCGUUCAGUGACCUGGAAGAUGACGAUGACGAUGGCAAUAAAGGGAUAGCGAAGUAACUAGGCAAGCUCAAGGUCUGGUCCCAGACUCCCAGUGCAAUCAUCACUUUCCGACAGUCCCAUAAGCACAUGCUGGGCUUCAUCUCAGUAGCGGCACAUACGCAUUAAGGGAUCAUUACUUUGUUUAUUAUUAGGCCCUUAAAGUGAAGAACUCCAAACUGGCUCGGUCUCGGAUACCCUGAAUGAAUUUAGAGCCGUAAUGAUAGGCAUGCCUCAGCUCGUGUAAGUGCUGAUGGUGACCACAUCUGUAUUAUUGACCUAUCUGUCUGUACAUAAAGCCCUUUGGCCGUGCUGUAUAACCAAGCCACACACCACUGUGUUGAUCUGAAGUUUCGUUGUCGCUGCUCUUUUCGUA
Oryza brachyantha (malo sina) is the source of this 1666-nucleotide messenger RNA. RefSeq lists its product as uncharacterized. NCBI's taxonomy places the organism in Eukaryota, Viridiplantae, Streptophyta, Magnoliopsida, Poales, Poaceae. The transcript is spliced from 3 exons. The record is from RefSeq and is a predicted model, not a curated record. Bases 1 to 1311 code for a protein of 436 amino acids.